CUCCUCUUCCUCCUCCUCCUCCUCCCACCAGGGAGGAGUUGACCAGACGGCUCGCGGUCAGUCAGUCAGUCAGUCGGACGUUUGCUAUCCGAUACGCUUGGCGCGCGCGGCGCAACUCGUGGUCGGGAAAUCAAAUCGGUGCCGGCCGCACCGUGUGUCAGUCGCAGACGCGAACCGGCGUUAACACCGCGAGGUAGAAGAAGCGGCGAAAGAGAUAUACGGGAAUAAGAGACGCGAGAGAGCCACACGCGGGUGGCAAGAGAGGGCGGAGUGCAGGGGCGCGAAACGAGACGAAGAGGAGGAAGAGAGAGAGAGAGAGAAGAGCCGACGACACGACGACGAAGCAGCCGCCGCUCCGCUCUCCCGUGUCUCUCCGUCUCUCUCUCUCGGGGCGCUCUCGUAGCGCGCGGCCGUGUACCUACUACGCUAUACCUACCACCUUAUAAAACGCGCGCCGCAGCCCGCAGUAUCGCGCGCUCUCGUGGUGGCCGGCCGGCGGUGGUGGUGCGGAGGGGCGCACGAGGCGCGAGACGCGAGGCGCGAGAGGAGCGCGAAUCGAGAGAUCGCUCGGAGUAGCGGCUCGGAGUUGCGUUGCGAGAGAGCGCGGCGCGCGAGACCGGGAGGCUUUCUCGCCAGUUGUUCGCUUCGCCUCGUUCCCUCCGCGCGCGCGAGAGAGCUCGUGUGUUUCCUAUAUGUGUGCUUGCGCGGUAACGCGGAACGUCCGCACGUGAGGAUCGCGUCUUGGACCUUCGGUAUACGUACCACCUCGAACGCCGACAGUGCCGACACGCCGAAUAGGAAUAUAAUAGAGGCGGCCGCGCGGCGCGUCACGCGCUCGUUCGAGAUACACAGCCUUUCAAAACGCUUUUCCUCUCCCUCCCUGUUUUUCUCGGCGGAAACGCGAAGGGGUAGAUUACGUGGUGCAGAAAAGUUUUGUGCAGUGAACGGUCGUUAAUAGACCAGUGCCGCGGGGCUUCGACGACGAGGAAGGAGACCGAGAGGGAGAGCGGGAGGGAAAGAGGAGGAAGACGCGCUAUAUGCGUAAGGCACCGGUGCGAGUGCCAGGACCGUGUGCGAGAGAGUUAGCCGGCUGAUAAACCGGCGGAAGGAGAAGAGGAAGAGAGAGAGAGGAUUAGGGUGGCCGCCGCGAGAGACCGAGAGUCGCCAAGAUGCAUCUCCACGGUGGUCUGAUGCUGCCGAUCCUAUUCAUCGUCGCUUCCUGCCCUUUGACGCUGCGCGCGCGAAAAGUCGCACCCUUGAUCGAGGACGACUGGGCGAGGAGACCGCAUCGGCCCGCCGAAUGCAUGUUCGGCAAGCAGAUUCGCGAACUGGGCUCGACAUGGUUCGCGGACUUGGGCCCGCCCUUCGGAGUCAUGUACUGCAUCAAAUGCGAGUGCAUACCGGUGCAAAAGAAACGGCGGAUCAUCGCGAGAGUUCAAUGCCGCAACAUCAAGAACGAAUGCCCGAAACUCACGUGUGACGAACCAGUUUUACUCCCGGGUCGAUGCUGCAAAUCCUGUCCCGGUGACUUCAACGCAGACAUAGCGCAGGAUCUGCCGGCGCAACUGACUUCGGAGGAAGAGGAGCGGAGCCUGAAACAUUUCGGCACCCUGUUGACGGGCAGAACGUCGCAGUCCCUGCGUCGCGACGAACCGAGUCCGACGUCGGUUUAUAACAGCGCGUAUAACUACCUGGCGACUGGUCGCUUCACGUUCCAUCGCAAGAACAUCUACUACUCGUUCUAUCUGUCCGCGUCGACGCCCCGGCCGCGCAGUAUACAGUUCGUCGAUGGGUCCGGCAGUAUCCUCGAGGAGCAGGUGAUCGAUCCGGUCGGUGGCGCUUAUCAGAACGCCACCGGCAAGCUCUGCGGCGUGUGGAGACGCGUGCCGCGCGACUAUCGCAAGCUGCUGCGCGAGGAACGGCUGCACGUGUCUUUCCUCUGGGAGCCCUCGUCGAGCCUGACCGGUCAGCUGUCGCGUUAUCGCGCGCUCUCGACCGAGCAGUUCUCCUCGCUCUUGGAACCGGCGAUGGGCGUCGACCGGUCGUUGAUGGCCGGCGCGGGCGCGACGGCGAUCGUGUCCGCCUCGUCCGCUUCGGCGCCGUCGAUCCACGUGUCUCUCGUCUUCAACGGCCUCUUCCUGCCGAACGACGUGGCUGAUAUCCCGCUGAUCGUUCAGCUGGAACAUCACGAGAAGGAUUACGUGGUCCUCCGCGAGGAGAUAAUAGUGAGAAAACCGUCGAAUGAGCUGAAUUACGGUGAAGUUCGCAGCGCGAUCUCCGGGACUGACCUUCGUCUCCUGGCUCGAGGCAAGUUGUCGAUCAGCAUAAUGUCCCGCAAUGAUUCACAGGCUCUUCGACUGAUAGGCACGGUUGGCCCGCGCGCGACCUGCGACAUGUAUCAGACGUUGCUCCUAUCGGAGACGCCGUCCAUGGCGUCCGGAUUGGCCUGGGCCUUCCUGGACCGUAUUGGCGCGCUACGUUACGGAGUACAAUUGAUAGGACUCGAAGAGGAGAGCCCCCUGGUGACCCUGGUGGACGAGGGGGGAAAACGGAGAAUGGAACUCGAGGAUCUGACACCUUCGUUGGUCGGUGGUCUCGCGAACGGUUCUCUAGAUCGGCCCGGACCGAGACUACUGCAGCCGCUCUUCAACGAGGAACUCUCCGUAGUCGCUGCGAGUCAUGUUGGCUCCAUGUUACGCGGCAGACUUUUGGAGCGACCCGUGGCGGACGCCAGAGACACGGCUGCGCCAGUACUGCUGCGGAGAUUGACCAAGGAGCCAACGCAUCCCGGACCGGUCGGCCUGAUAUGGACCGCGGUGGACCUAGACUGUUCUCUGCACUAUGAGCUGGAGCUCGCCGGUUUCCCGCCCUCCUCCCAGGAACCACGGACGUUCCGUUUGUACUUGGAGACGAUGCCGAUGCUGGCGCAGGGAGCUCCCGUCGCCAGGAGACUUCUCGAAGAAUUCACAGGAUACUCCUUGGAGGGUUCGGUCACCGGGCUGUCGCCGAUGGAGCUCUACAGGAUUGAGUCGGGCAUCGGUUUCCUCGAGGUGACGGACAAGCAAGUCACUCACAUCCUGAAGGCCCCCUUCAAAGCCAGGGCACCGUUCAGCUGUCUGCCGCACUAUGCUGACAACGAUGUUGCCUCUGUAGUGGCGUACAAUCUGCAGCCAUCCAGGUCGGACAUCGAGACCGGCGCGUGCUUCCACGAGACCAGAUUCUACGAGGAGGGCACGCAAUGGACUUCGAGCUCGGACCCCUGCUCGAUGUGUCAUUGCUAUCGCGGCUUGGCACAAUGCGACACGGUACCCUGUCCGACGAUCUCUUGCGAGUUGGGAAAGCAACUCAAGCAACCGCCGGCCGGUCAUUGCUGUGCGAUAUGCGCAGACUCGAUUGCCGAAACUAACUCUACGAUCAAGGACAAUGCCACGAGAGGUUGUACCUUGGCCGGACAAUAUCACCUCGCGGGAUCAUCCUGGCAUCCGUAUCUACCACCAGUAGGAUUCGACACUUGUGCAGUUUGUACUUGCGACGCUGUCACGCUGGAGGUGAAAUGCCCGCGGGUGCAGUGUCCGCCGCUCGAGUGCGACGAGAAGAUCGCCUUCAGGCCGGACAAGAAGGCCUGCUGCAAGCAGUGCCCGGCGACGACGCCUCGUAGCGACGUGGCCACCACCGAGGCAGGCGACACCGUACGCCUACCGAGGGACCAGGCCUUACCUUCGACGCGGCGCACCGCGGAGGAGAUACUCUUUUCCGGUGGCUGCAAGUACCCCGUCGGCGGGCCUUACGAGAACGGCAUGGAAUGGCAUCCCCGGCUGCACUCGCACGGCGAGAUGAAGUGCGUCAAGUGCCGUUGCAAGAACGGCGAGGUCAGGUGCGACAGGAAACGCUGUCCACGGUCGCUCUGUAACACGAUCGCGCAUCAGUUGAAGCGCGGCGAGUACGUGGCGGACGCCGACGAUUGCUGCACGGCGCAGUGCGAGCACCGCGCGAGGCGUCAUCACCGCAACAAUCAUCAUCCGGCGCGGCGGCACUCCGUGACGCCGCGCGAGCUGAGCUGAGCCCGGUUAGUCUUCCGGAGAAGAGGUCUUGCCCCGGUCCACGAGGAAGCUCCGCCGCGUGCGCCGUAAUCACCGUUGGGGAUGACGACGGGAUCAGUCGCGGCCGCCGCGACCGCGGAUUCCACGAUCGCAAUUGUCCGUCCGCGCGAUCACUCCUCGUGCAUCGUACUGAACCGAGGGGCCCCUCGACGACACUUGACGACACGGAAACCAAGUCAAACCGAACGGUUCUGUACAACGCGCGCAUUAAAAUCGCGGGAGGCUGGAAACUACAAGGCGUUCAUCCGAGGCGAACCGAAUUAAAGGAAGGGAGAGGAGGAGCGGUAGGAGGAAUUGCAAAAAACGAGGGAGAUUCGCGGAUGAGAUUCAGUCGCGCGUUUCGACUGAGCGAGAACGACGGCGCGCGCGCCAACUCUGUCAUUUUAAUUUUCAGCAGUGGUACUCGAGACGACGAGGGUAAUUAAUCAAACGGAAUGACGGAUGCGCGC
Messenger RNA from Temnothorax curvispinosus, 4549 nucleotides. RefSeq names its product dorsal-ventral patterning protein Sog (gene sog). Bases 1170 to 4061 code for a protein of 963 amino acids. Gene Ontology annotation, biological process: multicellular organism development. Gene Ontology annotation, molecular function: protein binding. NCBI's taxonomy places the organism in Eukaryota, Metazoa, Arthropoda, Insecta, Hymenoptera, Formicidae. The transcript has 8 exons. The record is from RefSeq and is a predicted model, not a curated record.